Molecule: messenger RNA, 1071 nt
Organism: Paraphaeosphaeria sporulosa
Lineage: Eukaryota; Fungi; Ascomycota; Dothideomycetes; Pleosporales; Didymosphaeriaceae
Exons: 1
Coding region: 21-1052 (343 amino acids)
Source: RefSeq, a predicted model, not a curated record
UCCGCAUCUGCACAGCAAACAUGGCUGUGCCAGACAGCGCCCCGGCGCCCACAUCCACACACGUCGCGGACCCUGCCCUUGUCCCUUUCCUCCAGCGCCAGUUCGACCCCGCCGACUAUCUCAAUGCGACACUCCCCUCCCUUUCGCUGUCCUCCGUCUCCUCGCGCCCGCUCAAGCAGGCGCACGCCGUCUCGCUGGCCGAGCUCUCUUCGCACACCCAAGACCUCCUUUCACAGCUGAAUGCCCACACGACGCGUUUGUCCACUAUCCUCACCCAGCUUACCGAUGACAUCCUCCGAAGCGGCGCGCGUCUUGCCUACGAAGUCGAAGUCCUCCGCGGGGAGACCAUUGGCCUCACUGAGACACUCACAAUUGGGUUGAAGGAGGACGUUAGCAAAUUCGUGCCAGGGGGUUCACGUCUCGGUGAUAAACAAGAAGAAGAUACCGCAGCUACCAGCCCAACACUACAAGGCGACCAGGAGCCAGGAGCACCUACAAUAGACCUACCCGACUCAGAACCGUCAACGCCAGGCUACAUCACUCAGCUCCGCGUUCUGACUCUCGUCCGGAACCGCCUCGAAACCGUCAUCAAAGUCUUUGGCGAAGCCAUGCACUGGACGCUCCCCCCUUCCGAAGUCUCACUGACCUCCUCCCUUAUCUCUGUCUCCGCCCCUGACCCCGGCACCGAUGCGUCCACUCGCGAACAAAAAGGCAAAGAGUUCGCUGCUGCCUUGCGCGCCGAGAUAUCCGAUCUGGUAAUGGGCAAUCCCGAGAGUGGACCCGAAGCGGCCCAGACGAGGAUACAAGCGCUCAAGGAUCUGGCUGUGGUGUGGAAGGGAACGGCCGAGGAGAAAGCGAGAGCAAAAUUCGUCGAAGGUCUAGUGAGGAUCGUAGAGGAUAGGCAAAAGGAACUUGACCGCGAGAAGGAAAAGAGGCAGCAGGGCUCAAGAAGCGGGAGCACAACAAAGCCUCAGGUGCAACCACCAGCAAGUCAUCGAGGUGGUGGUGGCUUUCUGGACAACCUGCAAAGGAUAACGGAGAACUAUAUAUGAUAAAUGACCUCAUACCAUC